This is a messenger RNA of Staurois parvus, 582 nucleotides long. Lineage: Eukaryota; Metazoa; Chordata; Amphibia; Anura; Ranidae. The record is from the annotation of a GenBank genome assembly.
CUGUCCGCAGUCUCUGGUCAUCCCUGUGCUGUCCGCAGUCUCUGGUCAUCCCUGUGCUGUCCGCAGUCUCUGGUCAUCCCUGUGCUGUCCGCAGUCUCUGGUCAUCCCUGUGCUGUCCGCAGUCUCUGGUCAUCCCUGUGCUGUCCGCAGUCUCUGUCUCUGGUCAUCCCUGUACUGUGUCCGCAGUCUCUGGUCAUCCCUGUACUGUCCGCAGUCUCUGGUCAUCCCUGUACUGUCCGCAGUCUCUGGUCAUCUCCUGUACUGUGUCCGCAGUCUCUGGUCAUCCCUGUACUGUGUCCGCAGUCUCUGGUCAUCCCUGUACUGUGUCCGCAGUCUCUGGUCAUCCCUGUACUGUGUCCGCAGUCUCUGGUCAUCCCUGUACUGUGUCCGCAGUCUCUGGUCAUCCCUGUACUGUGUCCGCAGUCUCUGGUCAUCCCUGUACUGUCUGCAGUUCUGGUCAUCCCUGUACUGUGUCCGCAGUCUCUGGUCAUCCCUGUACUGUCCGCAGUUCUGGUCAUCCCUGUACUGUCCGCAGUCUCUGGUCAUCUCCUGUACUGUGUCCGCAGUCUCUGGUCAUCCCUG